This is a messenger RNA of Corticium candelabrum, 1914 nucleotides long. RefSeq lists its product as uncharacterized. Lineage: Eukaryota; Metazoa; Porifera; Homoscleromorpha; Homosclerophorida; Plakinidae. The transcript has 3 exons. Bases 1 to 1914 code for a protein of 637 amino acids. Gene Ontology annotation, molecular function: nucleic acid binding; zinc ion binding. The record is from RefSeq and is a predicted model, not a curated record.
AUGGCUUCGAAACCGGUUCUUGGAUUCAAGGAUUUUGAAAGACUUGCCAGGUCAAUUGAUACGUUCAAGGAAGACGCGAGUCAGGAUUCGUGUCGGCGUUUCAAGAGUUGUAAUACCGAUUCGUUCAAGUUCUACCUGGACUUAGCUGUUACAGAUUACAAUAUCACGGAAGACACUCACAGAAGUUUAUUUCUGAAAUGUCUAGAUGAAGGUAUACGUAUGCUUCUGGAGAACGCGGUACUGCCAAGGGAAAUCACAGACUUCAACGUUGAACAACUUAUUGAGAAGACUCAGAUGUUCUUCCAGCAAGAGACUGUACAGGAGUACGCCGAAGGAUUGAAACAAAUCGCAACAAAUUGUUCAUUCAAGGCAGGAGAAUACGAAGACACAUUGAGAGGCAUUUUUGUGGCAGGGCUUAAAAAUGACUCUAUUCUACAAGAGAUGUAUGAGAAAGAAGACUUACUGACGCAACCAUUGGAUAAAGUGAUUCUCCUAGCUAAGACGUUGGAAGGAGCAAGAGAUAGUGUUAUGGUAACACGUGAGGCAACGGCAGAAUCGCAAGGGAAAGUUUGUCAUCUACAAGGAAGAAAAUAUGUGAAGGGAGGCAAACCUUACAAUAAACGUCACCAGGCCGGACAAGGAUUUGUCUGUUUUCAAUGCGGAGAAGAAGGACACUACCAAUGGGAAUGUACGAAGAAGACGGCGAACAACCAAGAAAAAUCAUUGGGAUUUAGGCGUGGCAAAAUUGCUAAACCAGGAGAUGUAAUUCAGAGAACAAAGAAGGUACAACAAGCUCGAAACUCCCAGAAGGUAGAUUUAGAAGGAAGCUCGUCUCAGGAGGAUGAAGAAUCAAGUUAUUGCAUUGACUCUGUCACAAAGAAUGUUUACUGUGCAGAAACUGUUCAUGAUACAUUAAGGAAACUUGAGGUGAAGGUACGAGUGGAUGACUGUUUCUUAACUUUUAGAGUUGAUACAGGAGCGGACGUUUCCUUGAUGGAUGAGAUAGCGUGGAAUAAAUUGGGACAGCCCAAGUUGAGGAAGGAGAGGGAGCAGCUACGAAAUGCUUCAGGUCGAAUCAUGAGAUUUAAGGGCAUGAUGACAGGUCAGGUUAGAUUUUGCAGCAACCUUGCACCUAUUCAAUUCUACGUGAGACAAGGAAAAGGCUCAAACCUGCUGGGAACGGAUUGGGUGAAAAAGGUUGGGAUGGCGACAGUGUGCAUUGACUAUCUUAAAGCUAUGGGAAACCAUGGUGGUGUAAUGUUGACAGAAUCAAGUGAGAUUGCAGCACCAGUGGAGAAACUACUACAGCAGUUCUCAGAAUUAUUUACAGAUGAACUGGGUUGCUGCAGUGAGAUUGUGGGCAUCUCUGUGCGACCAGAGGCGGAUUUGAAGGUUUUUCCAUUCCGGCGACCUCCUAUGCAUCUUCGGGCACAGAUCGAGAAGGAAUUGGAAAGGAACGUGAAAAACGGUGUAUUAGAACCAGUUAACAUCGCUCUAUGUGCUUUUCCAACAGUGAACAUUGUUAAACCGAACGGUGAUAUCAGGAUAUGCAGUGAUUUUAAACCCCUCAAUCGGAUUAUGGUAGUUGAUCAAUAUUCAAUCUCUAUACCAGCAGAGAUGUUUGGUUUCCUAGCUGGGGGUAAAAUUUUCUCCAAGAUUGAUCUGAAGGAUGCUUACAACCAGUUACGGGUGGACGAGGAAAGUCAGAAGUGGCUGAGAACAAUAGCCAAAGUCUUGGAAGGCGUGAGAGGAAUUUGUAUCUAUAUGGAUGAUAUUCUUAUCUCAGGAAAAGAUGAACAAGAACACAUGCAGAAGUUGUCCCAAGUUUUCAAAAGUUACAGCAACAUGGUUUCUGUAUUAGAAGAAACAAAUGCUCGUUCUGUCAACCAUCUGUGCAAUAUUUGGGACAUAUAA